AUGUCCUCCGGCAUUGUAUCACGUCUGCUGUCGUCCACAGCUGCCGCCUUCGACUCUCGAAUAAUUGGCCAAGCAGCUACCGCCUUGACUGGAAAAGCUGCGGUGCUUAAGAAUGAUGCCCAAGAGUCACAUUUUUAUCCCACCCUUAUCGACACGUUCGGGAGGCGACAUAAUUAUUUACGAAUAUCCCUCACGGAGAAAUGCAACCUACGCUGUUUUUACUGUAUGCCAGAGAACGGCGUUGAACUAUCUCCUAAAGCGCAUAUUCUCGCUGAUGAUGAGGUCAUCAGAUUAGCUUCCCUUUUUGUCAGAAGGGGCGUCACCAAGAUCAGGCUGACAGGAGGCGAGCCGACUGUGCGAAAGAAUCUAGUAGAGCUUGUAGGUCGUCUCAAUGAAUUGCGAGCUUUGGGGUUGCGAUCCAUUGGGAUCACGUCAAACGGCAUCGCCUUACACCGCAAGUUAUCAGCCCUGGUGGAUAACGGCCUUACGCACCUGAAUUUGAGUCUCGACACCCUCGAUCCUCAAAAGUUCCAACUCAUCACACGCCGAACUGGGCAUGAUGCUGUGCUCAAAUCACUGAUGACUUCCUUGGAUUCCCCAGGCAUCGAGGCAGUGAAGCUCAAUGUGGUUGUCAUGCGAGGAAUCAAUGAGGACGAGGUUUUGGACUUCGUUGGUCUCACAAAAGAGUUGAAUAUAGCAGUUAGGUUCAUUGAAUUCAUGCCCUUUUCAGGCAACAAAUGGAGUCACAAUAAGAUGGUACCGUCUGCUGAUCUGCUCAGGAGAAUCAGCGAGCGGUGGCCUGAGACAGAGGCGGUUUAUCCUGGGGAGCCGAAUGGAACUGCGAGAAUGCAUCGGAUUCCCGGUUACUCUGGCUCAUUCGGCUUCAUCAGCAGCAUGUCGGAUCACUUCUGCGGAACGUGUAACAGACUUCGAAUAACUGCGGAUGGUAUGAUUAAGGUAUGCCUUUUUGAUCCCAAAGAAGUAUCCCUGCGUGAUAUCAUGCGCAGCGGUGGUAGCGAUGGAGACUUAGAAACUGCCAUUGGACUUUCUGUCAAGGAUAAAAAAGCGAAACACGCCGGAAUGGAAAAUAUAGAUGUCGUUCAUAAUCGCCCCAUGAUAUUGAUAGGAGAGAGCGAUGUGCUUGGUUUGACACAUAUGGAUGAAUCUGGAAAACCUAGGAUGGUUGACGUGGGCGGGAAGGCUAUCACUAGCCGCCUGGCUGUUGCCACAGGGUCUAUCAUCAUCCCAGCCCAUGCUCUGGAUCUAGUCACACCACAUACACCUGAUCUUUCAACUUCCUCUUUCGUACGGCGACAUUCUCGCUGUGCCCAACUUGCUGGGAUAAUGGCUGCAAAAGCUACCUCAUCCCUUAUCCCGCUCUGUCAUCCAUUACCACUCACAUGCAUAAGCGUGAAUCUGCUGCCUGUUCCUGACGAGUUAAAGAUAGUUUCCGAGGCCCGUGUUUCUUGUGAUGGAAAGACGGGAGUGGAGAUGGAGCCUUACUGCUGUAUCUCUGUUGCGGGGAAGGAAAUGAUUAUUAGCGAUAUUAAAGUGGUACAUAAGUCAGGAGGGAAAAGUGGCGAUUGGACCCGUCCACACUGA
Molecule: messenger RNA, 1602 nt
Organism: Cantharellus anzutake
Lineage: Eukaryota; Fungi; Basidiomycota; Agaricomycetes; Cantharellales; Hydnaceae
Exons: 11
Coding region: 1-1602 (533 amino acids)
Biological process (GO): Mo-molybdopterin cofactor biosynthetic process
Molecular function (GO): cyclic pyranopterin monophosphate synthase activity; 4 iron, 4 sulfur cluster binding; GTP 3',8'-cyclase activity
Source: RefSeq, a predicted model, not a curated record